ACGAUGCCGCUCAAGAAACCUGACCCAAAAAAGGAAGCAGCCAAAGCAGGUUCAGCCCCGGAGCCAUCCAGAGAACCAGCCUUCGACCCCAAGAGCGUGAAGAUUGAAUUCACUGCAGAGCAGAUCGAAGAGUUCAGGGAAGCCUUCAGCCUGUUCGACCGGACGCCGGCGGGGGCCAUGCAGAUCGCCUACGGGCAGUGCGGGGACCUGCUGCGGGCGCUCGGCCACAACCCCACCAACGCCGACGUCCUGAAGGUGCUGGGCAAGCCCCGCCCAGAAGAAAUGAACACAAAGACGCUGGAUUUUGAGACCUUCCUCCCCAUCCUCCAGCACUUCACCCGCAACAAGGAGCAGGGCACCUUCGAGGACUUUGUGGAAGGGCUGCGUGUCUUCGACAAGGAGGGCAAUGGCAUGGUGAUGGGCGCCGAGCUGCGCCACGUCCUGGUCACCCUGGGGGAGAAGAUGACUGAAAGCGAGGUGGAGCAGCUCAUGGCAGGGCAAGAAGAUGCCAAUGGCUGUAUUAACUACGAAGCUUUUGUCAAGCACAUCAUGUCUGGCUGAAAGCAGAAACUUCAGGUGAGUUUAUCAGGGUCUCUUGCUGUUUACUCUGAAACUGGAAAUCCUGCCUAUGACAGCCAGGGGCAGAGGAAACAAACCCCAAACCCUGCAGUGGACCAAUGCCACAGGGAUAAUCCCAGCUCUGAAAGCCUGAAAAGCUGUGUUUGUGGUAACAAACCUCAUCUGUAACUUGUGCCACUUAAAAUCUAU
Merops nubicus (carmine bee-eater) is the source of this 768-nucleotide messenger RNA. It is a transcript of the gene MYL4, whose product is annotated as myosin, light chain 4, alkali; atrial, embryonic. Gene Ontology annotation, molecular function: calcium ion binding. The transcript has 6 exons. NCBI's taxonomy places the organism in Eukaryota, Metazoa, Chordata, Aves, Coraciiformes, Meropidae. Gene Ontology annotation, cellular component: myosin II complex. Bases 4 to 561 code for a protein of 185 amino acids. The record is from RefSeq and is a predicted model, not a curated record.